AUGCCCCCUGGGGCCAACAAUCUGGGUGAUAAUAGGUUUGCCCUAUUAUCCACAGCCCAGAAGACUAAAAGAAAAAAGCCUGAACAAACAACGUUGGACCAAUUUCCGGAACUCCCGAUAACAAAGAAGGAUGACCCCAAAUACCUCGUCAUUAAGUCGCGGGAUGCCAGUAAACCUAUUACAUCCAUCUCCUGCUUUGCGAUUUAUAAAGGUAUUCAAUCUAUCAGUAAAGAUAUUAACAACAUUUCGUCACUUCGCGAUGGCAGCCUACUCCUCCUUGUAAAAAAUCAAAAAAUUGCUGAUAAAUUCCUUUCCACUACGAAUCUACCCGGUGCAGGCGCUGUUGAAGUCGCUCUUCACAGCACCCUUAACUCAGUCAAGGGCACAAUUUAUGCCCCCUUUAUUUGCCAACUUAGCGACGAUGAAAUAAUCGAAGGUCUCAAGGAACAAGCUAAUCCCAAAGGUCGAAUUAUUGAAGAUUUUAUACUUGGUUCUAACUGCAUUGUUCUUAAUGACGGUUCCCCCACCCACUUUUCCACUCACUCUUCCUUUACACAUAUUGACCUAUCGCUUUGUUCCUCAUCCCUACUCACUAAAACCGAAUGGCUCCGGAUUGAUGACCUACAUGGUAGCGAUCACUUCCCCAUUCUUUCUAAAAUUUCCUCUCCCCAUCAUGCAUCCCGGUUUAAAACUAGAGUACACUUUAAAACAGACUUGGCUGAUUGGGAUAAGUUUGAACAUUUCUGCGAAUCUCUUUCCUGUCUUUUCCCCAUUUCGUCCAAUGUCCAUCAGGAGUCCUCACGUAUUCAAAAAAUUAUCCGUUCUGCAGCCAAUUAUUCCAUACCUCAGUCCUCCUCUAAAUCACUCAAACCUGCACCUCGUUGGUGGAAUAGUGAACUUUGUGCGUUGAGACAACAAAAACAAUUUGCUUGGCACCAAUUUAAGCGCACUCGCUCAAAUGCUAACUUGAUGCAAUACAAAAAAUCUAAUGCGAUUUUUCGUCGUAAGGCGAAAGCUGCUAAAGUACUCUGUUUUCAAAAGUUCACUAGCGAAAUCAAUUCCUCUUCUAACCAAAAAAAGAUCUGGGCUGACAUAAGGAGACUGUCUGGUUUAACCUCCUUUUCUCCGAUUUCUCUCCUCACUUCUCCUCGUGGCAACCUACUAUAUCCGCAAGAUAUAGCCUUAGAAUUUGCGCUUCACUUUUCCAACGUUUCCUCGGAUUCCAGUUUUUCUCCUGAAUUUUCCUCCAGCAAACUGUCCAUUCUCUCCUCCCUUUACCUUCCUCCCUCGAACUUGUCUUCUUCAGCUAGUUAA
This is a messenger RNA of Zeugodacus cucurbitae (melon fly), 1314 nucleotides long. RefSeq lists its product as uncharacterized. The record is from RefSeq and is a predicted model, not a curated record. The transcript is spliced from 3 exons. Bases 1 to 1314 code for a protein of 437 amino acids. NCBI's taxonomy places the organism in Eukaryota, Metazoa, Arthropoda, Insecta, Diptera, Tephritidae.